AUGCCACAACUAGACACAUCAACAUGAUUUACCACCAUCCUAUCCAUAUUUCUGACCCUAUUUAUUAUCUUUCAACUGAAAAUCUCAAAACACACCUACCACCCAAACCCUGAGACUACUCUUCCCAUAACACAAAAACAGCCUACCCCCUGAGAAACGAAAUGAACGAAAAUCUAUUCGCCUCUUUCAUUACCCCUACAAUCCUAG
This is a messenger RNA of Hippopotamus amphibius kiboko, 207 nucleotides long. The record is from the annotation of a RefSeq genome assembly. Lineage: Eukaryota; Metazoa; Chordata; Mammalia; Artiodactyla; Hippopotamidae.